Molecule: messenger RNA, 1515 nt
Organism: Fonsecaea erecta
Lineage: Eukaryota; Fungi; Ascomycota; Eurotiomycetes; Chaetothyriales; Herpotrichiellaceae
Exons: 5
Coding region: 1-1515 (504 amino acids)
Biological process (GO): transmembrane transport; carbohydrate transport
Cellular component (GO): membrane
Molecular function (GO): carbohydrate:proton symporter activity
Source: RefSeq, a predicted model, not a curated record
AUGAUGUUCCUCAAAUCUGUCAGAGGUCGAACCUUGUACCGGAUAAUGAGCAUUUGCUGCUCACUAUCCUUCUGCAUGUACGGCUACGAUGCCGGCGUCCUCGGAGGCGUACAAACCACAAAGCCUUUCCUCGACGCCAUGGGACAUCCCACGGGUACAUACGUCAUUCCCAUGAUCGCAUCCUCAUACACACUCGCAGCCGCAGUCUGCUCGCUGGCCGUCACCGUCCUCGGCAUGCCUCUGGGACGGCGAGGCUGUAUCCUGAUGGGCGAUGCCCUCGUCAUUGUUGGAGCCAGUAUCCAAGCCUCUGCCUGGUCUGUGGCCCAGAUCAUCGUCGGUCGCGUCCUGUGCGGCUUUGGCAUCGGCUUCAUCUCCUGCAGUGUGCCCACCUACAUGGCCGAGAUGAGCAUCACAUCCAAAGAGCGAGGACCCGAGGUCUCCGUUCAGUGCGUCUGGUUGAUAAGUGGCGUGUCAUUAGCGUACUGGAUUUCACUGGGCUGUACUCGAAUGUCGAACCAGGUUUCGUGGCGGUUUCCCAUUGCCUUUCAAGCAUCCUUCGCGACCGUGUCCAUUAUCGGCAUGUUUUUCCUCCCUGAUACGCCCCGAUGGUACUACGCAAAGGGCCGCGUCGAGGAAGGCGACAGCAUUGUGAUGCGCCUCCAUGACCGUCCACUGGAAGACCCUGCUGUCCAGGCCAUGCGGGACGAAAUCUUGGCCUCAAUCAAACUUGAAGACGAGGAUGAGCACAGAUUCAAUCCGCUCGAUCUCUUUUGGGACAGAAGCGACCUGCGAGCCGGCCGCCGCAUCAGGAUAUCCUUCCUAAUUCUUUCGAUCCAGCAAAUGAUGGGCAUCAACCUGUCGGUCUACUACUCGACCGUCAUCUUUUCGCAGGUCGGCUUGUCACCUUUCCUCUCUCAACUGCUCGCGGCGGUGAUGAAUACCGGUUUCGCCCUGGGCACAGUUCCACUGCCGUGGACGAUCGAACGGUUCGGCCGUCGUGCCGUUUUGAUAUGGUCCGCCGUCAUCUUGACGAUCUGUAUGCUCGUGUUUGUGAUUAUGAUUGGCUUGCCAAAUCCGACGGUCUCGAUGCAAUGGACAGCUGUCGCUUUUGUGAUCAUUUACAACUUUGUGUUUGGGUAUGGCUGGAUUGGCGUCCCGUGGUUGUACGGGCCUGAGAUCGCACCGCUCAAACUCCGUCACCUCGGCGGUGCGGCCGGUGCAUUCGGCGAGUGGCUGUUCAGCUUCAUCACCGUCUUUGCCGGAGGUAUCGCGCUGCAGAAUGUCGGAUGGAAGAUCUGGAUCUGGAUGCUCUUGUCCUGCGCGGCUGCUGUGCCGUUUGUAUAUUUCAUGUGUCCUGAGACCACGGGCAAGACCCUCGAAGAGAUCGACCUGAUCUUCGCGAAGCCCGAGAUCCGAGACUCGUCGAUCGCGGCGCGCAUGAUACACGACCACCAUGCCGAGACGGUGCAGGGAAAGGAGCAGGUCAUCCAGUUCGAGGAGAAGGAGGCCGUUUGA